Naumovozyma dairenensis CBS 421 is the source of this 1389-nucleotide messenger RNA. RefSeq names its product Mrs2p (gene MRS2). The record is from RefSeq and is a predicted model, not a curated record. Gene Ontology annotation, molecular function: magnesium ion transmembrane transporter activity. Bases 1 to 1389 code for a protein of 462 amino acids. The transcript has a single exon. Gene Ontology annotation, cellular component: mitochondrial inner membrane. NCBI's taxonomy places the organism in Eukaryota, Fungi, Ascomycota, Saccharomycetes, Saccharomycetales, Saccharomycetaceae. Gene Ontology annotation, biological process: mitochondrial magnesium ion transmembrane transport.
AUGUUUCUCAAAGCUGGUUUAACGCUACUACGGCAUCCUCCAACUUAUUCUACACAAUUCAGACCGCUACUUCGAGUAACAAAUUCAACUUUUACAUAUUCCAAACGAUUCCAAUCUAACACCACUUUACAAGUACCGUUAAUUUACAAACAACUACUAUCAUUAAAGCCAAUCACGCCGAAUGAUUCUUAUAUUUCCUGCACAGUGUUUAACGAAAAAGGUGAUGUAGUCGCAGUAUCGCAAAAGUUUCAAAAAUGGGCCUUUUUGAGAGAUCAUAAACUAUAUCCUCGAGAUCUUCGAAAAAUCGAUACUACUCAAGUGGAUAUUAUUCCAAGUAUACUCGUCAAACCUAAUUGUUUCCUUAUUAAUAUGUUACACAUUAAAGCCUUGAUUGAAAAGGAUAAGAUUUUCAUCUUCGAUACCAGUAACCCAUCAGCUGCUGUCAAAUUAGGUGUAUUGAUGUAUGAUUUGGAAUCUAAGUUGUCUUCCACGUCUGUAUCACCGACUUUAAAAUCUAUGGGUGGGACGCAACUAUAUGAACAUAAAGCUUUAGAAAGUAUAUUGAUUAAUGUUAUGAGUACUUUAGAAACUGAAUUCCACUUCCACCAUGAUUUAUGUAGUCACAUUUUGAAUGAAUUAGAAAAUGAAGUGAACAGGGAAAAACUUCGAGAUUUACUUAUAAAAUCUAAGAAAUUAUCACUUUUCUAUCAAAAAUCCUUGUUGGUGAGACAAGUUCUGGAUGAACUUUUAGAAAGUGAUGAAGAUUUAGCUUCCAUGUAUUUGUCUGUGCAUAGGACUGAAGAUGAUGAUUUCGCUGAUUUGGAAAUGUUGUUAGAAACGUAUUACACCCAAUGUGAUGAAUAUGUUCAACAAGCAGCAUCUUUAAUUCAAGAUAUCAAAUCUACAGAAGAAAUUGUUAAUAUUAUCUUAGACGCGAAUAGAAAUUCAUUAAUGUUAUUAGAAUUGAAAGUGACUAUUUAUACUUUAGGUUUCACUGUAGCAACUUUGUUGCCAGCUUUCUAUGGGAUGAACCUGAAAAACUUCAUUGAAGAGUCUUAUCUUGGGUUUGGAGCAGUGGUGUUUCUUUCAAUUGUGUCUGCAUUCAUGGUUACUGGUUCCAAUUUUAAAGCUUUAAGAUCAGUAACGAAAUUGACCAUGCUUGAUAACAACACAAGUAAUGUCACCAAGCUACCAUCCGUUGAAGUAUUACAAGAGACAAAAAGUCAAAUGACCAAGGAAGGAACCUCUCAGUUAUGGGCAAGAUCAAUACAACGGUUAAGGCAGAUUUGGUUAGGUACUAACGGUAUGAAUUCUGUAAGUCAUCGUAAAUGGACUAAAGAAGAUAGAGAUUUGGUAUGGAAAUGGUUAACAGACGAUCCUAAGGAUUGA